Molecule: messenger RNA, 6322 nt
Organism: Cheilinus undulatus (humphead wrasse)
Lineage: Eukaryota; Metazoa; Chordata; Actinopteri; Labriformes; Labridae
Product: CD209 antigen-like
Exons: 7
Coding region: 86-1714 (542 amino acids)
Molecular function (GO): signaling receptor activity
Source: RefSeq, a predicted model, not a curated record
UGUAACCAGUGAUUUUAACACAGUCAAAGUGAUACUCAUUUCUUUCUAUCCUUCUAUCCUUUCAACUCCGAGGACCAUUACCAGAAUGGAUCUGAUGGAGAUCGAUGACAGCAUACAUAGGAGGAAGAACCUCCUCCUUGUCACAAAAGUUGAUCUUCAAGGAAGAAAGCCCCUCUCCAGAUGUGCCUCUGUGUGUCUCGGAUUAAUGUGCACUCUCCUUUUUGCUGCAAACAUAGGACAGUUCCUCUACUAUUACAUGUUCAUCAAUCCCAUGUCAGAAGACCUGAUUCAGACUGCUCACAGCUCUGGAGAACAGUUCCAGGCCGCAUUGCGUAACGUGACAAAAGACAAAGAGCAACUGCAGCAAAGCUACAACACCGUAAAACAAGAGAAAGAUCAGCUACAGACAAACUACAAUGAUUUAGAAACAGUGAGAGAUGACCUGAGUAAAGAGAAAGACCAACUACAGCAAAGCUACAACACCCUUAAUCAAGAGAAAGAUCAGCUACAAACAAACUAUAACAGCGUUCAUAGCAAUCUGAACAACCUUCAGAGAGAAAAGAAUGACUUACAGACUCAGUUUAACACCAUGAGAACAAACAGAGACGAGUUACAGAGGAGUAAUGCUGCACUUAAGAGUGAAAAGGACCAGUUGCAAAGAAGCAAAGACAGCUUGCAAAGCCAAUUUAAUACUCUGCAGAGGGAGAAAGAUCAGCUCAGGAGUGAUUACACUAGUUUAACGACAGUGAAAGAUCAGCUAGAGAAGAAGGUUGAAAAAGUAAGAGGUGACCUGACUAAAGAGAAAGACCAACUGCAGCAAAGCUACAACGCCGUAAAACAAGAGAAAGAUCAGCUACAAACAAACUUUAACAGCGUUCAGAACAAUCUCAACAACCUUCAGAGAGAAAAGAAUGACUUACAGACUCAGUUUAACACCAUGAGAACAAACAGAGACGAGUUACAGAGGAGUAAUGCUGCACUGAAGAGUGGAAAGGACCAGUUGCAAAGCCAGUACAAUACUCUGCAGAGGGAGAAAGAUCAGCUACAAACAAACUUUAACAGCAUUCAGAACAAUCUCAACAACCUGCAGAGAGAAAAGAAUGACUUACAGACUCAGUUUAACACCAUGAGAACAAACAGAGACGAGUUACAGAGGAGUAAUGCUGCACUUAAGAGUGAAAAGGACCAGUUGCAAAGAAGCAAAGACAGCUUGCAAAGCCAAUUUAAUACUCUGCAGAGGGAGAAAGAUCAGCUGAGGACCAACUACAACAGUUUGACUCAAGUUAGAGAUCAGUUACAGCAGAGAGUCAAUGCACUAGACAAGCCCUGUCCGGCAGGCUGGAACAAGUUUGGUACCUGCACCUGUAUCUAUGUUUCAUCUCUAUCAAGAAGCUGGUCCUCAAGCAGAGACUUCUGUAUAUCACAAGGAGGUCACCUGGCAAUCUUAAACAACAACGACAAAAUGACAUUUGUCAACGGGUUGCUGAAAUCAGGAGUGGAAGCCUGGAUUGGUCUGACUGACAGCGUUACAGAGGGGACCUGGAAGUGGGUGGAUGGGUCCACUGCCACAACUGUAUUCUGGGGAUCCGGACAGCCAAACAGCUGGGGAGGAGACCAGGACUGUGUAGAAUUUACACAGCAUUUAAGUGGUGGACAUUGGAAUGAUGAAGGUUGUUCUACUGAGCAAAUCUGCAUCUGUGAAAAAUUCCUGUAACUUACACUUAAAGGGACAUUUCAGCAUUUUGAGGUCAGUUUGUAUGAUGUACUUGGCGAUAGAAGGGCCAUUAGCCUCCAGUGAUUUCAGUGAGCGUUGCCCUUUUAAACAGGAUGUGUUUGAUGAAGGUAGAGUAUACAGAACCACAGACGGAUAAAGCUGCUCUGCAUAAUUUAGCAAGUUUUACGAAAUAAUGGGCCAAAAACAAUGCUAGCUCAAUUGUAGGCUAUAUUGUAACCUUUGGAAUGAUUUCAUUUUUCAAAGAGCGAGCCUCUGGGCCAGAUCUACUAAGAUCCCAAGUUGCAUGUAUUAAUUUGCAAGCGCAAUCUAGAAUUUUGCGUUUGGCGUUGAACCGUGGUUUGCGGGUGAUUUAAGAGUGAUUGCCUAAAUGACCAGAGAUGCAAACGUGUUGGAGACAUGCCUAUUUAAAUGAGGGUUUAGCGUGUUUUAUGGUUUGCAGCAUGGCGAGUUCAGAGAGCCCAACGCGCAAAAUGAAAUUCCACCCUACAGAAUCAGAGGUGUUUGGUGGAUGAAGCCAAUAAAAACCUAAAUGAGCUACAGCAAAGAAGCCCUGUUUGGUUUCAUUCAAGGAGUCCCGAGUGCGUGGCAACCUAAUAAACCUGGCCAUCCAGUGCGAGUUUUGUCAUUUCAGGUUGUAACACUUAACUUUUUUCAAGAUAGCAUUAAACACACAUAAGGGGGAACUUUAAAGGAAAAUAGAAAACCUUUUAAAGUAAAGAAUAUAUCAAAAUGCAAUGAACAACAAUUCUGAAUGAACACAAUCAAUUAAGCGCCCCAGAGACCGUGAUAAAGUCAAAGCGUUUCAUAUUUAAUUACACCACCAUCAGAACGAAUGCGCACGUCGCGCGUACAGUUAAAUCAAAAGUAGGUCACAACAAAAAUAAUGAUUUGAUCACAGUCUUUAUAAAUUAAAAAUAAACUAAAAAGUCCCAAUCUAACGAAAGAGCAACCUCGUCCCUCUCCAAGCACCUUUAAGUGUUUUUUUUAGUCUUUUAAAGUCAGUGAUGCACGCAAACUCUAUGUAGUCUCUAAUCCAUGAGGAAACAAAGGAAAAACGCAAUCAAUCCACACAGCAAAACCCCCAAAAAACAAAAAUAAGCGAUUGAUUGCUAAUUACUGGUAUACCAAGUGAAAAGUAACAAAAAAGAAACGAUCUCACCAAGGUCCACUGCACAAUCCACCAGGGAAGUACUCCUUUACCUGCUCCCUGAUGCACGCUCCAGCCUCCGCGCAGAGAAUCCAGCUGGUACACUAUUUACUGUCUUCUGUCCUAACUGCCACUUACUUUUACUUUUCAGUCUUGUUUUCAACAUGUUCAGCUUGUUUGUUUUUAUUUUAUUUCAAGGCCCUAAUUUUCUAGGUCCACCUGCUCCUUUUCCCGGUUCUCUCCUUCUCCGCCUCUUCCUCCACGACACAUCCUCCUUAUAUUAUCUCUAGUGAUGGGUCAUGAGCAAAAGCAUUGAGAGCCGAUUCUUUGUAGUGAAUCAGAAGAGCUGGCUCACAUGGAGUGAGAGCCGGCUUCCAGUUUUUUUUUUUCCUUUCUCUGCUUAGCUCUCAUAGUGCUCAGCCCCAGCUUUGGUCAGAACUUUGUUUUGAUUGGCCAGCAUGGCAGCCAAUCACAUGUGAGGAUAAAGGAUUAUACCAUUAUGUGAAAACAGAGAGGGGGGUGGUGCUACUCGAUCCGUCCCAGAAACCCGAUUUCUACUGCACAUGUGCAAAAGCGUCUAUAUCCGCUCGGCAUUAAUUCUAACCCUAACCAGUGGAAUUAAAAUGCUAAACAUUAGAAUGGUUUUGUAACAGAAUAAAUGCAUAAAAUUAGGCAAUUAUAAGGCUUCUCAUAAAAACACUGAAUGCAAAAGCGUUUUCAACACACUAACCAUUAUUUUUUGCGAAAUUAAGGUAAAAUAUAGUGCUACAAAAGAUCCUAAAUAAAGAGCCGUUCGGGAGUCGAAAAAGCCGGCUCUUCUUUAGGAGCCAAGCCAAAAGAGUCAGCUCUCUGAAAAGAGACGAACUUCCCAUCACUAAUUGUUUCGUCUUGUUUUAUACAUUGUCUUGACUGGGCCGACGGAGAGGAGCAACAACGAUACAUGCUUUAAUGUCGGAGUCUCCAAAAGUCUCCAGUAACACCAGAGAAAGUCACUAGAUUUGUCACUAGUCGCUUUUUUGAAAAAGAAUCACUAGGGGGGUCUGAAAACUCGCUAAAUAUAGCGACAAAGUCGCUAAGUUGGCAACACUGCUUUGUGUGUGCUAAAAUAAUAUAUUUACAUUUUCUCUUCCCAGCACAAGCACAGUUGCGUGUAAAUGCCCCGUAUUGCAUAUUCAUUGCGGCGAAUGUAAUAAGUGGAUGCAGCCGCGCUAUUUUGCACCUUUGAAAGACGCAACCCUUAGUGCAAGCUGUUAGUAAAUCAGUUUGUACAUUUUUUUGCGUGUGCAAUGGGUUCGCACACGUUUUUAUACACGCAAACCUUUAGUAGAUCCGGCCCUCUGUGUUUGACAGCUGUGGGCUUUAUCAGAGAAAAAGCAAGCUCAAACUAGUUGUUUCAGCUCAGUUUUUCACCUCAACUUCUGACACAUUUUUUUUCAUAAGGUAAUAUAUCAUGCCAACCAUAGCUUAUCUAGUGUAGGAGUUGUAACUUUGCAAGUUACUGUGUCUUGAGGUUGUGGCUUAGCAAAGAGCACGGGGACAACUUCUGUAUUUCUUCUUGAACGCUUUAAUGGCUCACUUUAGCUUAGCAUAACAAACUUUUUCUCUCUUGUCCACCGGAACAGCCACUUCUCAUCAUUACACGUCUUAAAGCUGUAUCACUCUGCUAGCUGUUACCAGGAGCAACCUUAAAGGGAAAGUGUACCAUAUGAACUAGUACCUUUUACAUAUAGUAUUAAGCUCACACAAUGAAUAUAAUUCAAAUUAACCCUUACAUCAAUUGCUAUUAAUUACCUUACAUGGUAAUAAGAAAAACUUAAUAAAAUAAAACUUAGCCAAAAAUAAAUCUCAUCUUACACUAGUAAUCAGCCAUUAGGAUAAUAAAAUGAUAGCCAUAAACUUACUUGAAUGAAAGAUUUCCAGUCAGCUCCUCUGGUUGGGAUUAGUUUCACCAAUUAUAUUCAGAAAGUUGAAGAAAGUCUGUAAAACACCAACAUUUGGUAAGGCAGGGAACUCUGAAUGGAGAGUGAUGCAGUCUGCUAUCCUUGAUCAGAAAUUUCCUGAAGGAGUGUUGUGAAGUCCCAGUCAUGACAACUGUAGGGCUCUUGGGCUCAAAGUUUUCCCACCUACUCCAUCAGGUAACUUGGGAUCCCUCCGGCUAACCAGUCUCCACCUAAAUUUCUCUCUCUCUCUUUCUUUCCGCUUUCCUUAAAUCUCCAUCCGUAGGAGUUCCUCUGUGUCUUCUCGGGCUCAUAAAAGUAUACCCUCAAAUCCACAGCAACCAGCACGUCAUCAUCACUCAAGUCAAAAUGUUGUUUUAGCAUAGUCACUUCUUGUUUUCUCUGAUGAAGCCCACAGACACAGACCACUGAGGCGGGAGAGCAGGUAGCAGGUAACCAAAGCUUGCACCGGAAAUAGUACCAAACACAGAGGGUUUCUUAGUGAAAAAUUAUACACUUUCAAAACAUUUAAUAUCGUGUAUAAUUGAGCCAGGGUUGUUUUCUUUUGGCCUAAUUCCCUUAAAACUCGUGGAGCAACUGUACCUGCCUGUAAAGCCUAGUUUCCCCAAGUGCAUCAUGUUAGAAGGGGCACCGCUUUCUGAAAUCACUGCAGGCUAACUGCACCGCUAUCGCCAUGUAUCUUAUACAACCCAACUUCAAAAAUACCAAAAUCUCCCUUUAACCCACUCCAUAUUUACACAUCUCUAUCAAAAUAAUCACAUUCUAGCUUUUCGACAGAGAAAUUUGCUUUCCUUAUUUGUGGGUCAAUGACGUGGCGCAAGUUUUAAAGUUUCCGAAUGUUUAGAUAAUAUCUUAAAGGAGUGAAUAUAAUUAAGAUUCAUACUAAUCCCUUUCACUUAUUCCCCUUUUAUUGCCCUAGUCUAUAUUUUAAGGUUUCAAUCAACUUUGGAGGAAUAUUGGGGCAAUUUAUGCAAAAAUGUUAUUGUGGUGUAACUGAAAAAAAAUUGGUACCAAAAAAUUCAACUUUUUGAAAAAGGUGAAAAUCCCAACUAAAAACUCUAUAAACUAGUCAGGCAUAAUUUUACAUUAGUACUGUUGAAUAUUGAAUAGUUAUGAAUGUCUUGAACAAUUAUUGCUUUGUGUAUUUUUGAUGGUUUGGGGAAUCUUUCAAGUAUGGUUGACUUCCCAAAAUGUCAACGUGGUGUAAGAACCAUUCAAGGGGCCUUUUUGCUUAUCAUUUUUUUGAGUCUCUCAAAUUAACCUCCAACAGAAAAUCCUUGUCAACAAUCUCAAUUUAUACAGAAUUGUUUUGUAACUUAGUUUUUUUCUUCUUCUUUCUUAUCCAAGUGUUUAAUGUUUUGUAUAUUUCCUCAAUCUUUGUUAAUAUUUUGAAUUCUUUCCUCAUGUUAUAUGUUAUAAUGUGUAUUGGCAUGUCUGUUUUUGUAAUUAAAUUGUGUCAAUAAAUAAAAAUAAAAUGAAAUA